UGCUACUUGAUCUAGUCAUCAUAUCGAGUAGGUCUUACCGAGGGAGAAUCAAGCGCAAGGUACUGUCGCGUGGGACCACGCUCAUCCCCAGAUCCGCCGGUGCAACAUUGCCGCUUAGCGACUUGGCAGUUUUGGCUUAGUUUCAAGGAGACGGAGCCGCUAUUAAGGAGCUGAUACCAUUGCUGGGUAGUGAUUGGAGCUUAAAUAGAGGGGUUCCCUGACGAAAACCGUGAGUCUGACGAUCAAGUACAGUUUUCUUCGUGCAGACCUUCUAGUCAGUGUUCUUGUUAUAUGAUCAUGGCGAUGAAGUUUACUAGGAACCUGGCCCUUUCGGUGGCCUUCAGCGCAUCUGUGCUGGGCCAGCAGGUUAAUGGCCCCGAUUACAAUAGCCCUACCGGCGGUCCUCCGGCCAAAUUCUUUGAAGCUGCUGCCUCGAUCCCAGUCGCCGGCCUUCAAACCGCCGCUGCGAAGGCGAGCAAGGUCCCGGAUGUGGCAACGUAUCCUGUGAGCCUUGAAAAGAACGCAGCCAAGUCCACGAUCCACAGUGACUGGCUGUCGUUCAGUGAGGGAGCGGCCUUGUCAUGGGUGGCAGACAUGGAUGUUGACUGCGACGGCAUUGAUUAUAAAUGCGUGGGAAACCCUGAUGGGCAAGACCAGACCAACUGGGGUGCUCUGGCGGCGUACGAGGUGCCGUUUAUCGUCAUUCCGCAGAAGUUCCUGUCAGCAAAUGGAAACCUCCUAUCGGGAAACAACAUUGCUGCUGUGAUCUGCAACGGCAAGAUGUACUACGGUAUCCUCGGGGAUUCCAAUGGCGAUAGCCCGCAGGUUACCGGCGAGGCUUCAUGGUUGAUGGCCCGUACUUGUUUCCCCCAGGACGAUCUGAGCGGAAACAAGGGACACACCGCUGCCGAUGUCACCUAUAUUCUGUUCACCGGCAAGGACUCGGUCCUGCCAAGCAGCGCCCUGAACGAAAACUAUAUCACCAACUUCAGCACCUUGCGGUCGAUGGGUGACAAGCUGGUCAACGCCCUGGCCUCGAAUCUGGGGCUCGGCGGUUCCACGCCCCCCACGACUACCUCCGCUACGAUGACCACGACAGCCAAGCCGACCACGACAGCCGAGCCGAGCCCGACCGACUGUUCCUGGCCCGGUCAUUGCCAAGGCGCUGCAUGCUCGAGCUGCGACGAUUGCGCGGACGACCUUGUCUGCACUAGCGGCAUCUGUUCUGCCGAUGAAGCGCAGACAUGCUCGUGGGAGGGUCACUGCGAGGGUGACUCUUGCUCUUCCGACGAUGACUGUUCAGAUGAGCUGGCCUGUGUUAGUGGCGUUUGCUCUGCUGAUGAGGAUACAGAAACGACGUGUUCCUGGGAGGAUCACUGCGAGGGAUCCUCUUGUACGAGUCAUGACGACUGUGCGGAUGAGCUGUCCUGCAGUGAUGGAGAGUGUACCUCCUCGUGAGGGCUAUGUGAGUAAGAAGAGUGUGUUGUAUGGGUUGACGAUGGACGGAUGAAAUGUCAGUCGAGAGGGAUAUCUAAGAAUGAGCGAAAUGAGUAAUGUGUAACUAUCUCUACAGUCGUGAUGAGAAUGGAAUGGAAGCGUGGUUAGUCAGCA
Molecule: messenger RNA, 1611 nt
Organism: Aspergillus campestris IBT 28561
Lineage: Eukaryota; Fungi; Ascomycota; Eurotiomycetes; Eurotiales; Aspergillaceae
Product: glycoside hydrolase family 75 protein
Exons: 8
Coding region: 298-1458 (386 amino acids)
Molecular function (GO): chitosanase activity
Source: RefSeq, a predicted model, not a curated record